Molecule: messenger RNA, 3807 nt
Organism: Epinephelus lanceolatus (giant grouper)
Lineage: Eukaryota; Metazoa; Chordata; Actinopteri; Perciformes; Serranidae
Gene: emilin2b
Product: elastin microfibril interfacer 2b
Molecular function (GO): protein binding
Source: RefSeq, a predicted model, not a curated record
ACUAUCCAUGGAAGUGGACCAGGGUUCGUUUAAAGCGGACCAAAUUUGCACUAGUGUGAAUGCGUCCUUAGAGUCACUAGUUAAUCUAACCUGCAUGAAUUUGGACUGUGGGAGGAAACCAGAGCACCCAGAGAAAACCCACACUGAUAUAGGGAGAACAUAAAUUCUGUGGCUCCCUACAAACCCCCACCCUGGAUUCAAACCAGGAACCGUCUUGUUGGGAGGCAACAAUGCUAAACACUGUACCACCAUACCGCCUUAAAAUCACGUAAAAUCUUAAGAGAUCUGGGCAAACAGAGGCUGACAGGCGCGCGCAUUUUACGCACGGGGUAAUUAUGGUGCCUGUUCGAAACAAAGACAAUCAUUAUCCAAAUUUAGGCCUCCGGAAAUUAUGUAGCAGUAUGACAUUGUUUUUGGAAAGAGAGUUGGAUGCGGGCUCUAGUGUGUGUGUGUGUGUGUGUGUGUGUGUGUAUGAGAGAGAGAGAGAGUGUGCGUGUGAUCCGAGAGAAGGAAAAAGGCAUCUGUCAGUAUUGGAGGGGGUCCCAACACGUCACAUCCAAGGAAGCUGGAAGGAGCUUGCUGAGAGCAGCGCACCACAGAGAGGGAACAACCCGCGGUGCCUUCACAGAUCACUGGACCACAGAGCUGAUUACAACAAACUACAAACAGGAAGAUUUUAAAAAACUUUUUAACCAUGAAGUGCGGACUUGUACACUUUCUAAUAACUCUUCCUCUCAUCAGUGGAUCACCUUUCCAGUACAGCAUGUUUCAGGGCGAAGCGUAUUCUGGCGCUGACACACGACAGAGGAACAAAAACUGGUGCGCCUACGUUGUGCACAAGAACGUGAGUUGUGCCGUCGUUGGAGGCACGGAGAGUUUUGUGCAGCCGGAGGUUUUGCCGUGUCCACCAGAGCUGCCAAACUGUGCGCAACAAGUGAUAUAUCGGACACACUUUAGGCCCAUGUAUAAGAUUGCAUACAAGACUGUCACAGAGCUGGAGUGGAGGUGCUGCCCGGGGUAUCAGGGCCACGACUGUCUGGAGGUGAAAGACCUAAAGCUGCUGCAAGUAGAGCAUAUGCCUCAUGCUCCCUCCACCUCUGGACAUAUUCCAGUCCCACAAGCUCCAGAGCAGCGAACAGAGAACCAGAGGAGCCAUCCCUGGGGAGGGGAGGGGCAGUUUGGAGGUCAGACAGGCCACAGGCCACUGGGGGGUCAUGGAGGAUCUCAAAGUUCACAACACCUGGAGGAGGAGGUGCAGCGGCUAUCCCAGAUGGUCUUCGACAUGCAGGCAAGAAUGACGGACAUGUCCUCCAAUCUGAGGCUGGAUUUCCAAGAGGACGCCAGUAAAAUGCUGGUCACGCUGCUGAAUAACUACGCACAGCCCGCCAGUGCGAGAGGCGCGGAGGCCCACACCAUUCAGGUGCAGGACUUCUCUUUUGGGCAUGAGACAGCGCAGAUGGACGAUGUCAUGAACAAGAUCAACCAGGUCACAGACGAGCUGGAGUCCAAGAGCAACACCCUGGAGGACCUGCUCGGCCGUGUCAGCCAUCAUGAUGGACAAAUUAAUCUGUUAAUGGAGGCUGUCCAGAACCAGCUGUCCACACCCCCUCCCGCCCCCAAAGCCAGUCAUACAGACCUGCGUGCCUACCUGGACGAGAAGAUCCGCGCUCUGAGAGAGGAGUUAAUGCAGGGCAUGGACAUCAAAAUAGCAGACAUGAAGAACUCGUGCGAUUAUAAAAUCACGUCAGUUCUGGAGCAGUGUGAGGGACAACAAGACAACUACCUCAGCCUGGCCGAGCUUAUGGACUCAAAGGAAACUGACCUCCGCGAUGAAAUCCAGGACCUGAAGACCAAGCUGGUUGAUCAAGGAAAGGAACACACCCGCCUUGUGGAGAACUUUGAAACCUGUCUGAACUCAUCUGGGAACAGUGUAGCAGCCCAGUGCCUCUUUGUGGAGGAGAAGCUAAAGAAAGAACAGGCAGAGUCCAUCAAAGACCUGAGGGAGACUCUGGAGGACAAGCUGGCCUCCAUUGAAAACAGACUUUCCAACCUGUUGGUAGAUACAAGCACAAACUCCUCAUCUGGUAGUGGUGCUGCAGAAAACAUUCAAAAAGACCAGUGCUGCAGAGCUGCAGUAGAUGAUGUAGAGACUCGUGUAAACGCCCAGAUAAAUGACUUAGGAAACAUAAAGGAGCAGCUCUUCAACUACAGCUCCACUAUUGAGAAUGUACAUGGUGAGUUGAGCUUCCUGAAAGGGCGUGUGGGCAGGUUGGAGGACUCACUAUCAGAUGUAGUCCACCAGCAGUCUCAGGUGUAUCCGAUUCUCAAUGACACCUGGGGUCACGUUAAAACAGGGGCUGAGCAGGAGGCCAAGGACCCUCAGGGGCUCCACAGGACUCAGCAUCAAGAGCUGAGGAACCGUCUGGAUGAACUGGGCAGGGAGGUAAAAGCUGAGGUCGACCGCUGCAGGGAACAAACAGAAGAUGUCGGGAAGGAGAUUGCACACAUGGACAGCCGCGUCGUUAGUGUGGAGAGUUUAUGCAGCAAGCUGGAUCCUGUCUCCGAUAGCCUCCAGAGGAUCCAAGACGGUCUGAAUAAACACGUCACUGGGUUGUGGACUUUUGUCAACCAGCUGAACGGCACUGUUGGAGCUCAUUCCAGAGAUAUUGGAGAACUGAAGGGAACUUGUCAGAGCCUCCAGAUCCGAGUCUCUAAUGUGGCCAGAGACCUCCAGGUGCUGACGAACGGCAAUCUUGGGAAGACAGAUGUUCAGGUUGUUGUAGAAAAUCCAGGGCGUCCCCAGGGUCCAAGUACGACCCUCACAGGGCCGGUUGGUCCCCCGGACGUCCUCCUCUUGCAACCACCUGUGAUGGAGACUGGAGAGGCGGGACCCCCGGGCAAGAUGAUCCCGUCCAAGUUACCCAGGGGGACAGAUGGCAGCAUGAUGCCCGUCCAGGGUUUUGCUGGAGCUCCAGCAUCUCCAGCCAAAUCCACUGAUUCGCUGAAGAUUAUCAUGCCGGUAGUUUCAGAUGUGAACAUGCCCCCCAGACUAUCACCACAGCAACCUGUCUCACCAUCAGGUGAGGUGUCGUUCUCAGCUGGUCUGACUCUUCAGCCGCUCCAGGGAGAGACUGGAGUCAUUCGAUUCAACAAGGUGCUGGUCAAUGAUGGAGGACACUAUGACGCUCAAACAGGCAUCUUCACAGCUCCCACAGACGGACGCUACCUUGUGACUGCUGUGCUCACAGCCCAGCGAGGUGAGAGGGUCGAGGCUGUCCUGUCUGUGUCCAAUCGCAGUAUCCAGAAGUUGGACUCCACGGGCUUCUUAUCAGGAGCAGCGGCAGCGGCACCGUUGUCGCAUAAUCAGUGUUACUGCAGCAGUUCAACCUCACUGAGCCUGGUUCUGUCGCUGAAGAGAGGAGACCGCGUGGGACUGGUCAUGAGUGCUGGAAAGCUCGCCACCUCAGCCUCCUCUGAGAUCCUGUCAUCUUUCAGUGCCAUGCUUCUUUACCCCAGCCCAUCAAAACGGUAGCCUUGCCCUUUUUAAAGACACCUUUAUAUAAGCCAUGAGUGGAGUAUGAUGCGGACAUUACUGAGGACACAUUAAAGCUAAUGGUGAUAUCACAUUAUCAGAGGAGGGACAGACAAUCUCUAAACCAGCAGACAAAAAGACAAAAAGAGGAAAAAUGUUCUCCAGAUAAUAAUUGAGAGUAUUUCUAUCAUUAGUACUAAUAUAUGAUGUGUUUACAUUGCAAUUAUUUUAUGUUUAUGUUUAUUGUAAAGUUUGAUCUAAAUCUUACAAAAACA